AUGUUAGUGACUCCUCCCAGAGAGCUCAGCGAAACAUUCCAGCCCACCUCUGGGACUCUGCUGGCUCCUUCACACACUCUCACUGAACUCCAGUCAGGAGCUUACAGUCAGAAGCGACUGACCUGACACAAAAUGAGAGGACUUGUUGUCUUGGUAACUUUGGCCUGCUUCACCAGUGCUCAGCACCAAACGCUGAUUGACUACUUGGAGCGGAGGCUGCUUGCUAUAGAGGACCGUAUCUCUCUGUGGCAUGAGCAGACCACUCGCUAUGCCUCAGAGCUGCGGGAGCUAAAGCAGCAGAUGGUUUCCCAGCUGGAGAACCUGGACAAAGAGAAAGAAAUACUGCGAAUAAAUCUAGACAGCGUGGGGACUCGGGUGGACCGGGUGGAGCGUGAACUGGACUACUUGGAGACCCAGAAUGGGGCUCAGCCAUGUGUGGAUGUGGACGACAAGCUGAUAGAGCAACAGGUGACUCUGGUGAAGGAGAAGCAGAAGGCCAAAUAUGCAAAACUCUCAGACUGCAGAGACAUGAUCUCCAGUAUAAAAGCCAUGAAGAUCUUGAAGCGAGUUGGAGGGCCGAAGGGCAUGUGGACCAAAGACACCAGCAGGGGCUCUGGGAAGGUGUACAUUUUUAACGGGACAGAUGAAGACACCAUCUAUGAGUUUCCCACCAUACAAGACUUCAGCCGUUCGUCGAGCAUGUCUCUGUCGAAGCAGAUGAAGUUGCCAUCCGCCUGGAAAGGAACAGGUCAUGUAGUCUACAACAAUUACGUGUAUUACAUCAAUCAGGUCGAAGAGGUGAAGGUGGUCAAAUAUGACAUGAAGAACAGCUCUGUGGCAGACAGUGCAGUGUUCCCUGUCCAGGACCAUGUCCCAGUGUACGGACUGACCCCUGAGACGGCGAUGGACUUGGCUGUGGACGAGGAAGGCCUGUGGGCCAUUUAUGCCACACGUCAGAACGAGGGGCACAUCUCUCUGGCUAAAAUGGAUGCCAGCUCGCUGGACAUUGAGCAGAUGUGGGACACAAACUGUCCAAGAGAUAAUGCAGAGGCAGCCUUCGUCAUCUGCGGCACACUGUAUGUGGUGUACAACACCAAGCACCCCGGCCGUUCACGCAUCCAGUGUGUGUUUGACGUCAAUGACAUGGUGACCAAUGAAGACGCACCACUGGUUUACUUUCCGAAACGUUAUGGAGCUCACUCUAGUCUGAAGUACAACCAACAGGAGCAGCUGCUCUACGCCUGGGAUGACGGCUACCAGAUUCUCUACAAGCUUGUCAUGAAAAAGAAACUCGAGGUUUGA
Molecule: messenger RNA, 1302 nt
Organism: Scomber japonicus (chub mackerel)
Lineage: Eukaryota; Metazoa; Chordata; Actinopteri; Scombriformes; Scombridae
Gene: olfml3b
Product: olfactomedin-like 3b
Biological process (GO): signal transduction
Molecular function (GO): protein binding
Source: RefSeq, a predicted model, not a curated record